AUGUCUGAUCAACAUUCACAACACACUCCGCUCAACAAUAAUUUCAACAACAACCGACCAUCCAUUCCAAUCUCUUCGAAUAAUGCCACUGGAAGCAAGCGGGGUGGUGUUCUAAAACACUCUCCACCAACUCCAACAUCAAACUUUCAACAGCAUUUCCCGACGACACCAACUUCUACCACCCUUCGGAAGCCACCUCCAUCUCCCAUUCAGACACCUUCUUCCUCUGGAAACAACAUGUUCAAUUUUCAACCUCCCAGUAACACCUUUGUUGGUAAUGGUGGAGUAAUUGCUCCGAAUAGAGGUGCAACAACAACAACAACCUUGAACACAUCCUCGGCCCAAAAUGUUUCAAUUUCGUCUCGUUUGAGCUAUGCAUCCAUUGUCACCAAUAGUAGUACCAGUAGUAGUAAUAGUAGCAACAGUAUUGCGAAUGUCAUGAACAGCAGUAGUGGAGCAAUUUUGAGAGAGGAUGAUCUUGACGAUUCAAGCUCUCUCUAUUCCAAGUUUUCUCAUAAUCUCAAUAGUAAUGGUCAUCAACAACCUCCUCAACAACCUUCCUCAUUGAAAGAGUACUCUUCCGAAUUCACACCUCUCAAACAAAAGAGUUCGUCCAAUGCAAUGGUGGCCACCAAUUUGGACAAUAAAUUGGAAGUGUCACCACCACCGCCAUUGGCACUACAGACAAAUGCCUCAAACCCUCUUUCAAACACACCAACAGGAGAGCGAAAGAAAAAACUAAGAAAAAGUGGAUCAACAUCGUCAGCCUUGUCCACACUUUUAUCGCCAAAUGCAACAACGAAUAUUGGAAUCAAUAUUCACAACAAUACUGCAAACCCUUCAUUGAACAAUGAUUUACAACACAAAAAAAAGAACUCUAUUGCAGAUGUUGAUUCCAAUGACGAGGAGGAGGACGAGUUCAUUACAGUGGAGUCUCCUACAUUUGCUCUUGCUCCCUCAGUUGUUAAGAAACACAAAAUGAAGCAGCAAAAAUCGGGUGGAGGCUCCCUCAUGAGCAAAAUACUUUGGAGAUUACGAACGAUUUAUUAA
Molecule: messenger RNA, 1050 nt
Organism: Naegleria fowleri
Lineage: Eukaryota; Heterolobosea; Eutetramitea; Acrasida; Naegleriidae
Exons: 1
Coding region: 1-1050 (349 amino acids)
Source: RefSeq, a predicted model, not a curated record